Messenger RNA from Ahaetulla prasina, 5067 nucleotides. RefSeq names its product RHO family interacting cell polarization regulator 2 (gene RIPOR2). Bases 141 to 3422 code for a protein of 1093 amino acids. The record is from RefSeq and is a predicted model, not a curated record. The transcript is spliced from 23 exons. Lineage: Eukaryota; Metazoa; Chordata; Lepidosauria; Squamata; Colubridae.
AUGUAUGUAAAUGAGACUGCUCUAAUAGUGCAGAUGAGGAAGUUGUUACAGCCAACAGCAGAGAAGAAGCUCAUGCAAGAAAGUAGAUCUGUUGUAGUAUUGAGAGCAACCCUAACGUUCAGUAGCUGUUCAGCUUACUCAUGAUCAUGAUGUAUUUGGAAGAAGAUCCAUUUGUGCUUGAUGAAGUGGAUGAUACAAUCUGUGAAGAAAUACCUUCACGAUCCCCAGAAAUCAUGUCAGUAGGAUCUCACUCAUUCUCUCCAGGAGGCCCUAAUGGGAUUAUUAGAAGUCAGUCCUUUGCUGGUUUCAGUGGUCUUCAAGAAAGACGAUCCAGAUGUAAUUCCUUUAUUGAGAAUUCUCCUGCACUCAAAAAACCCCAGGCCAAAGUGAAGAAAGCACACCAUUUGGGGCACAAAAGUAACAGCUCAGCUAAGGAGCCGCAGCCUGAAAGAAUGGAGGAAGUUUACAAGGCCUUGAAGAAUGGAUUGGAUGAAUAUUUAGAAGUUCAUCAAACAAAACUGGAUAAAUUAAGUACUCAAUUGAAGGACAUGAAAAGAAAUUCACGGCUGGGGGUGCUGUAUGAACUUGACAAGCAAAUGAAAGCAAUUGAAAGAUACAUGAGAAAGCUUGAAUUUCAUAUCAGUAAGGUAGAUGAACUCUUUGAAGCCUACUGUAUCCAAAGGCGGCUUCGUGAUGGUGCCAGCAAAAUGAAGCAAGCAUAUGGGUUGUCCCCUGCUAGCAAGGCAGCUCGAGAGAGUUUAUCAGAAAUCAACAAAACUUAUAAAGAAUAUACCGAGAACAUGUGUGCCAUUGAAGGAGAGCUGGAAAAUUUAAUGGGGGAGUUCUGCAUCAAGAUGAAAGGUCUGGCUGGCUUUGCUCGACUUUGCCCAGGAGACCAGUAUGAGAUUUUCAUGAGGUAUGGCCGUCAAAGAUGGAAACUAAAAGGCAAAAUAGAAGUCAAUGAUAAGCAAAGCUGGGAUGGAGAAGAAAUGAUCUUCCUUCCCCUUAUUGCUGGGUUAAUCUCCAUUAAGGUCACAGAAGUUAAAGGUCUUGCCACUCAUAUUUUGGUUGGAAGUGUUACUUGUGAAACGAAAGACUUGUUUGCUGCUCAGCCUCAGGUUGUCGCUGUGGAUAUCAAUGACCUUGGCACAAUAAAGUUGAAUCUGGAAAUCACCUGGCAUCCAUUUGAUGUGGAGGACAUUACCCCAUCAACAGGCAACACAAACAAAGCAUCAGCUAUUCAAAGAAGGAUGUCCAUUUAUAGUCAAGGCACCCCAGAAACACCAACUUUCAAGGAUCAGUCAUUCUUUAAAUGGCGACAUCCUCCACAAGACAGUCUCCACUCUGCCAUUUUAGAGACUCUGCAGGAUGCUUUCUUUGACAAGCUACGUCGUAGUCGCUCAUUUAGUGAUCUGCCAUCUCUCAGGCGGAGGUCUAGAACAGGGCUAGAACAAUAUUCAAAUUUACCAGAUGAUGUUUUUGAAAAUGGAACAGCAGAAAAUGAGAAAAGUUCAUUAUCUUUCAGUUUCAUUGACAUUACCAGUGAACAUUGUACUACAUCAUACAGUUCAACGGACUCAUCCUCUACGAUAGAUAAUUCCAAUCCUGAAAUUAUUGCCACAAUCCCAGAUCCCAGUGGGAAAAGGUUAUCCAAACCUGACACUGUGCACAAUAUUCAUUCAAGGUGUGGGGACUCCACAUCUGAAUCCAACAACUUAAUAUCACAAGGGCAUGGUGAAAAUAUGACCACAAAUCUAGAAUCUGAACUUUGCCAAAGUUCUCCUCAUUUGAGAGGCAACAGUGUGAUUUUAGCAAGUAGUGCCUCAGAGUCACUUCUUUCAGAUACAGAUGAGUUAUCAGACGUCAAACCUGUAGAGCUGGAUACAUUUGAAGGCAAUAUCACAAAGCAGCUGGUUAAAAGACUGACAUCUGGAGAGGGGCCAAUGACACCUGAAAAAUGUCAUUGUGAGGGGUCAAUUAGUGGAGAAUCUGAAGGCUAUAAAUCAUGUGUUGAUGGAAGUCUAGAAGAAGCAUUUCAGGGGCUUCUAUUAGCUCUUGAACCUCAUAAAGAACAGUUUAAAGAAUUCCAGGAAUUGGACCAAGGAAUUGCACAUCUAGAUGAGAUCCUAAAAUGCAGACCAGUAGUAAGUCACAGCAGGUCAUCCAGCUUAAGCCUAACAGUUGAGAGUGCGCUGGAAAGUUUUGAUUUCCUCAACACUUCUGACUUUGAGGAUGAAGGUGGUACCGAUGAGUUUUGUGGUGGUGCUCGUGGCGCAGACUCUGUGUUCUCAGAUACUGAAAUUGAGAAAAACAGUUACAGGUCAGAACACCCAGAAGGCAGAGGGCAUCUCAGCGAAGCAUUGACAGAAGACACAGGAGUUGGAACCAGUGUGGCUGGAAGCCCUCUGCCAUUGACCACCGGAAAUGAAAGCCUUGAUAUCACCAUAGUCAAGCACUUGCAAUAUUGCACACAGCUUAUCCAGCAAAUUGUAUUCUCUAGCAGAACUCCCUUUGUCACAAGGUCUCUUCUGGAUAAACUAUCCCAACAAAUUUUAGUGAUUGAGAAUCUUGCAGAGAUCAGCAGUGAGAUCCUGGGAAGCUUCAGACCUAUAAGUGAAGCAAUUCCAGAAUUUCAGAAAAAGAUAUCCCUCCUUUCUUUCUGGAAUAAGUGUACCAAUUCUUCUGGGUUGUAUCAUACCUCUGCAGACAAAAUGAUCAAACAAUUGGAUAUCACUUUUUCUACAGUGGUGAAUGGCGAAUGUCCAGGACUUUCAGAAACAGUGUUCAGAACUUUGAUUUCUCAUAUCUUGGACCGUGCAGAACCUCUCCUCUUUUCCAGUCUGCCCUUGGAAGUCAUAACAGUUUUUCAGUAUUACAACUAUUUUGCUAAUAAAAAUGUUAGUGAUCUGGCAAACUAUUUGCUUCAGCUUACAAGAGAAGCUUUAAUGGUACAAACUCUACAGUCUUUAAGGGAUGAAAAGUUCUUGCAGAAUAAGGCCAAUUUAACUUCCAUCAGUCUCUCACCUCAACAAGAAGUGCUGAAAUCUUUGGCUGUCCUUUUGACUGAAAAUAAAAAGGAAACCUAUGAAGCUGUGGUAACAAUAUUGUCAGCUGCAGCAGCAGAAAACAAACACUUCAGGGAAAAGGCUUUAAUUUAUUACUGCGAGAGCCUUGCCCAGCCCAGCCUCCAUCUGCAGAAGGCUGCUUGCUUGGCCUUGAAAUGCCUUCAGGCAACUGAAAGUAUUAAAAUGCUGGUCACUCUUUGCCAGUCUGGCAAUGAAGAAGUUAGGAAUACAGCUUCUGAAACCUUGCUUUCUCUUGGAGAAGACGGACGGCUGGCAUACGAACAGCUGGACAAAUUCCCCCGUGAAUUUGUUAAAGUUGGUGGUCGACGCACAACUGAAGUGGCUACAGCUUUUUAAAUGUUCAAAUUAUAUUUUGAACUAUGCCAAUUUCAUGUGAACCAUGAUGGUCCUGUAAAAAAACUGAAACUUCAAAACCCAUUAUUUGGAAAAUUGUUUUGUAACUUAGGAACGUAUCAGCAUUAAAAAAAGAGAGAGGAUUUAAUGUAUGGACUGCUGUUGACUCUUCUAUGUAGCUUAUGGUGAAAUAUUGAUUUGUUGAAGAUUAUGAUAAUCUUGCUUUUUUGUGAAAUCCAUGUAAUUGUUGUAAAACUUUGGAAAAAUGAGAGAUGUUUUGAAAUUAUAAGAUAUGUUAAAUAUAAAGCAGUGCGUGUUUGGUGGGCAUAAUUGUGCCAGUUUCCAAUAUGUGAUACUGUGUUGAAAACAUUGAAAAGCAAACAUUUAUAUAAGAGCCAUGGAGGUGCAGUGGUUAGAGUGCAGUACUGCAGGCUACUUCUGCUGACUGCCAGCUUACUGCAAUUUGGCAGUUUGAAUCUCACCAGCUCAGCCUUUCAUCCUUCCUAGGUCAGUAAAAUGAGGACCCAGAUUAUUGGGGGCAAUAUGCUGACUCUGUAAACCACUUAGAAAGGGCUGUAAAGAAAUGUUAAGUGGUAUAUAAGUCUACGUGCUAUUGUUAUUGGUAUUUAAAGCCAUUCUGGCUCCCACCCUCUCUGAAUCUCAUCAAAUAUCUGCCUGUCUGAUAUUAUUACUGGUAGCCAUCUAGGUUAGCAUAAGCAAUACUCAAAAUUAGGCCAAACUAAGGAUGUGAAAUUCCAGAUAGUGUGAUUUAUGUCCCCUGUUUAAAUGUCCAUUCUUUGGUUUUUUCCUUCCUUCACUCAGAAUGCAAAUUAAUACUAGGAAUUUUUUGUUGAUAACCAGUUGUGUAAGUUUUGUAAAGCAAGUGAAAAAUUAAAUUGUUUUUUUUCUACAGAGAAGCAUAUAAAGUAUACUUAAUGACAGGUAAUCCCCGAAUUCCCAAAAUUUCAGGGAGGUGAAAUUUACCUUUUACUUUUUAAGACCUUGAUUUAUUUAAUUUUAUUUUUCAAUAUGACAGAUGAUAACAAAAAUGAUUUCUGGACUGCCUUAUAGAGCAUAAAGUGAUCAAGAUAGCUUAUAGAUUAAUCUGAUGCAGACUUUCUCUGAAGAAAAUCCUCUUGAGUUUAUCCUUGUUUCAAACAAGAAUUAAUAGAAUUGCAGCUCCAAAGUAUUUAAUAGAACUCCUUGUUACUACAUUUGUGGAUAUACACUUAUGAAAGCAAUUAGCUUCUCUGCUACUGUUGGGAUCCACAAGCAGAAAAAAACAAUCAAGCAUUCUCUGAAUCAGGUAGAUUUUUGAAUUUUGUUUAGAAAUAUGAUUUAAUAAAGCCCUUCUUUUGCAAAUGCAUGGUUAAGACAUUAUUUUUGUGAAUGUAUAUAUCUGUAUAUUUAUAAAUCACAUAUAAGUAUUACUUGAUUAAAAUUACAUUUGUACAGUUACUUAAAAGUUACUGGAAAAAAAAACAAGCAUUUCUCAUAACAUGUGAAAGUAUUAUGCUUCAGGUUUUUAUAGCACAUUGCUCACAUGAGCUUGCAACCUUUUAUGGUCGUCUUUUGUACUGAUUCUUGACUUAUAUAUGCCUUCUAAUUUUGUGGUAUUUGUUAUUUCUGGUAUUUACCUUUAAGUUAU